Molecule: messenger RNA, 267 nt
Organism: Symbiodinium pilosum
Lineage: Eukaryota; Dinophyceae; Suessiales; Symbiodiniaceae
Source: the annotation of a GenBank genome assembly
GAGGGCUGGACCUGCGCGGGCUCGGACGCCUUGGGCUCCGCCUUGGACUGCUCCUUCGAGGGCUGGCUCGUCUGGGCGGGCUACGCCUGGGGCUUCGUCGUGGACUCGCGCGCGGGCUGCGGCUGCGGCUGGACCGCCGACGCGCGCCUAGACUUCUCGGCCGGCUGUAGCGACGGCUGGUGCUUCGGCGUCGAGGGCUGCGCCUCGGAGGACUUCUUCUCUGAGGGCUUCUCCUUGGAGGGCUUCUCCUCGGGCUACCUCUUCUAG